GCAUUGGCAACAUUAGUAGCGACCGUCGCGCUGCGCGUGGUAAUCAACUAUGAAUUAAAUCAUUUGCUAUUGUUCUGUACCGAAAAUUUUCACGUAUUAAGAUUAAUAAUAUAUUCAAUGAUUUUGUAACUAAAUUAGUGUAGUGAAAAUGACAUUGAAUAUUUAGUCUAUAACGAUUAAUUAGUUUUAGAAAUCCGUUUAUUUCUCUGACAGUGUAAUUAUCAGUGAGUAUUAUGAACUUUGAGGACUAUGAAACGCUUCCGACCCAAAAUUCCAUCACACACAUGACGGCGGGAGCGAUCGCCGGGGUGAUGGAACAUUGUGUGAUGUACCCAUUGGACUCGGUCAAGACUCGGAUGCAGUCUCUGCGAUCAGCUCAUAAUGGCAGCAUCGUCGAAACUUUCCGAUAUAUGGUGCAACGAGAGGGAUUGCUCAGACCCAUCCGCGGCAUGUCAGCCGUGGUGGUUGGCGCUGGACCGGCGCAUGCGUGUUUCUUCGCGACGUAUGAACAGAGCAAACACACUUUAUCACAGCUCACCAGGCAUCGGCAUGAUCAUAUUACCCACGGUCUUUCCGGCUGUUUGGCAUCACUAAUCCACGAUGCCGUCUCAAAUCCCACCGAAGUUGUGAAACAGCGGUUGCAGAUGUUGAAUUCGCCGUACCGUGGCGUGUGGGAGUGUGCCAGACAUGUUUAUAGGGCUGAAGGUUUGCGUGCAUUCUACCGUUCGUAUGGAACACAGGUCACCAUGAACGUACCGUUCCAGGCUGUACACUUCGUAACGUACGAGUGGUGUCAAUCCCGAAUGAACCCAACGCGUGGGUACGAACCGCGAGCCCAUUUGACGGCGGGCGCGUGUGCGGGCGCACUCGCUGCAGCCACCACUACGCCGCUUGAUGUUUGCAAGACACUGCUUAACACGCAGGAGCGAGGCGCAGAGGGCUUAGUAGGCGCCGCGGGUCUGGUAAUGCGAACCUCAGGGCCGCGAGGGUUCUUCAGGGGCGUGGCCGCGCGAGUCUUAUACCAAAUGCCGGCUGCUGCCAUCUGUUGGUUGACUUAUGAGACAUUGAAACACGCCCUCAAUACGGUAGAGUUAGCCGAUGAGUCACCAACAAACACCGCAGGUUCGAGUCUCGCGUGUGCAACUUUAAGAAUAGCGGCUGCCGAAGUGCCAGCCACUACACUCACGCGCACAUAACACACUAACAACCUCCUCUCGUACAAAACUAAUUAACGGAUGCCCGUAUGUUAGAACGUAUUAGGUUAGGCGCUUUCUAACGAUAAUUUCGAUUUAAAAUAUUUUAUUUACAAAAUGAAAAAAAUUGUUUUAAAAAUAAAUGUAAUGUGUAUUACAUAUUUGUGAAAAUGAUUUAUGUAUAUGCAUUUGAAAGUAUUUUUUUUUUUUGCAAAACUAUCAUGAAAAAUACUCUUCCAUCAUCCAUAUAUUUUUUAUAUAAUAAUGUCUUCUAGUAAUAUUAUAUAUGUAAAUCUCUUUACAAAAUGGUCCUUAGAAAUAUCUGCAUAAUUCUUUAGAUUUACAAAAUUUUUUUCACAAUACACAUUUCACAUAAGCAUGGUAAAAAUGUGUCUGAAAAAAAAAAAAGAUUUCCGAAAUUAGUUAAAAUUCAAUUACUUUAUGAAUUUUAAAAUAAUGUUUCAUAGAAAAUUCGAACUAACAGUUCUUCUGAAAAAAGAAUUAGUAGUACUCUGAAAAGAGGUCAUAUGAAACUUGACAAUUUGCAGAAAAUAUUGACAGUUGACAUUUGAUCGGUAGCUAGUCUGUCGAAAUAAGUACAGAUAAUUUGAAUAGGAUCGUCAAAUAUCCCAGUGAUUUUGUUUGAUUUUUAGGAUGAGGGGAGGGAGUUGUUGUUGUUAUGUUUUGUUGUUUACAGAGUAUAUAUUAUCGAGUAAAAAUAUUUUUGUGUUGUAUUUUAGUAUGUUUGUAUACACGCUUUGUGGGUCUCUUGUAAUUUUUAAGGAUUCUUAUAAAUAUUUUGCGCGUGUAUUUCUUAUAAUAUUUAAUAAUUUAUUGAUCUUUGCCAUGGUCUAACCAAUGCAAUGUUGAUUUUUCAUCUCGGAUAACUAACCUUUAUUUCAAUUUUUUUAAGUUUUUCCUUAAUUUCUGAGGCCUUAGCACCAAUUUUAUUUCGUAUUUGUAUGUAUGUUUUGAGUUUUUGACAGCUCGAACUUUAUACAUUCGUAUAGUUUACAUAUUAUAUUUUAACGGUUCAAAUCCGGACAUCUGUUUAGUUCCAAAUAUGCCCACGAAGCGCUUCUCAAAUUUCCGAUACAAAAAUGUAUUAUAACUUUUCUAUUACAAUAGCUAUACGAAGUGCUAAGGCCUGAUGUGUCCAAAACCAAUGAAAUUGGUCGACCAAACUCUGAAACUAAAUCUCGGGUUGUUAUAUUUAACUAACGAAGUAUCCGUAAGUUACAUAAGAUGUACACAGGCGUGUAUUUGUAUGAUAUUGUAUGUGUGAAUUAGAAUUUAGCUGUGAUGUUACGAAUAAAUUAAUUAAGUCAUUAUAAAUAGUUUGGAUAUUAAGUAUUACUUACCGUACACACGAUACAAUAAGUGUUGUCUUUAUAGUAUGGUUUGUGCGGUUUUGUUUUUAAUCUCGUAUGAGUUUUUUUUUAAAUUUCUGUUAAUGUUUCAUAUUUUACAAUAUAUUCGUUUAUUGUUUGACGUUAACUGUAUUUUGUAGUAAUGCUUUUUGGGAUUCCUUAAGGCUACGUAAAGCAAGCGUACCAACAUAAUUUAAUUAUAAAAUUAAUCAGAAAGACUUAUUCGAAUCUAAAUAAAAACAGAUAAAUCAGCAAAUAUCUAUCCCACAACCACAGUCAAAUAGUUUUUUGUUGGUUCGCGUUUGUAAUAUUUUUUUUAUUCAAAAUUAUACAAUUCGCGCGGUAUCUCAUUUCAAAAACCGCGUUUGGUCACAUUGGCCUUUAAUUAUGAUAUUAUAAUAAAUUACUAAAUUUAGCGCGUAGUUUUUACGUCGUAUUGGUUACCUUAAUGUAAAUAAAAUUGAAAUCACGUUUUAGUUGCCUCUAGAAUCGACACAAACAAUAAAUAGAUGUACAGAAUGUAUAUUUGUAAAAAUCGACAGUUUUCAGCUUGGUAUACGUCGGCUGUGAUUUCUGUUUCGGAUUAUUUGGGACUUGUAAAUAUUUUACUCACGCACAGCGUUAAAACGAAUGGGAAGAUAAAAUGUGCGUUUUGUUCGAUUAUGGCUUGGAUUGUAGUUUAAAUGACUUGGAAACUUUGACGAUAGUUCGAGCCUAUGAUUGUUUCUCUUCGUACAAAAUUGUUACGGAUUUGAAUGUAAUAAUUCUGUUUCAAUGUUGUCCCGGGGAAGGCUGGUUUCCACCGAUUUGCAAAUGAACGUGGACAUUGGAUUAAAUGGUUAGAUUCAUAGAUAAGAAGAUUCAAAUUGGUCUAAAUGUUUGUUUACAAGACACAAUACCGUAUUUAUAAUGAAAUUGUGAAUUUUAGUUUGACAAUAUUUUUGGAACGGCUGGAUAACUGAAUCUAUUCUUUAUCUAUGGUUAGGUUAGUGAUCCUUUGGGAUCGAAAACAGAGGUGCUAUGAUAGGAGAGCGAUUGUUACUAAAAUAUAAAACUCAUAUAGGAGGAGGAAUAAAAGAAAUGGCUGUACUACAACUGCUUAUCAACAUAUAGGUAUUUUAUUAAAUAAUUUAGUUAAUAUUGUACUAAUUAAAUUAUUUCAUACAAACUUAAAAUAUGUUGCUUGUAGCAAUCGCUCUGGUGUGAAACUGUAAAUUAUGGUUAUGAGUAUCAAAGUCAAAUUGUAUUAGAAGCCGGUGUGAACCAUGUUCUAUUAAAUGAGACAAAAUAAACAGUUGGACAAUAA
This is a messenger RNA of Pieris rapae (cabbage white), 3869 nucleotides long. Its product is annotated as mitoferrin. Gene Ontology annotation, biological process: iron import into the mitochondrion. The coding region runs from base 234 to 1196 and encodes 320 amino acids. Gene Ontology annotation, molecular function: ferrous iron transmembrane transporter activity. NCBI's taxonomy places the organism in Eukaryota, Metazoa, Arthropoda, Insecta, Lepidoptera, Pieridae. The record is from RefSeq and is a predicted model, not a curated record. Gene Ontology annotation, cellular component: mitochondrial membrane. The transcript has 8 exons.